Messenger RNA from Cercospora beticola, 1123 nucleotides. RefSeq names its product Ac45/VOA1 transmembrane domain-containing protein. NCBI's taxonomy places the organism in Eukaryota, Fungi, Ascomycota, Dothideomycetes, Mycosphaerellales, Mycosphaerellaceae. Gene Ontology annotation, cellular component: endoplasmic reticulum membrane. Gene Ontology annotation, biological process: (1->6)-beta-D-glucan biosynthetic process; fungal-type cell wall biogenesis. The record is from RefSeq and is a predicted model, not a curated record.
CCAGGCCGGCAGGCACGGGCGACCUUGCCAACACAUACACACUCAAACAAUGAUGCUGCGAAGUUCGAUAUCGCUGCUCGCGGCGGCAAGCUCCGCAUAUGCUCUCCGCGAUGCGAGCCCGUUCUUGCUGCUGAGCACUGAGCGACUGGACCAGACGUCUCUGCGAAGCGAGCAAAUAUCCACAUCAGCACACAUUGAAAGCGGACUCGAACCAACGUUAUCGCUAUGCGGCUCCAGCGUAUACGUAUUUGUGGAGCAACCCGCCAUCCACGCCGCCGACUUGCGACAAGAGAACAUGCCCAAGCUGGCAAGGAGGACAGCAAGGGAUGAAUACAAGAGUGUUGUGCAGAUUCCAGAGGUCAUCGGCGAGAUUGAUGCGGAAAGAGUUGCAGCUGCAGUGAGCAGACAGUGUGGUGGAAAGAGAAUGAGUGUUGAAGAGUUCACAUCGUCGACAUCAAAGCCAACGGCAGCAGUCAUUGGACCUUUGGUCCACGCGGCGCCACGAGGCGACCAUGAUCUAAGGAAGGAGAGCCUGCAACAGGCGGAUGCGGAGCUAGACUCGCACCUCCACAGUGUGCUCGCCAACCACACCGCACACACGAUCAUAUAUAUCGGGACACCGUCACGAAGCGAACAGGGCGCAGAAAUCGACUAUGAAGCGGAGAAUACUCCUCCAGGACACAACGGUCUGCACACGGACUUGAAGCGAGAUGUGCAGCACGGGUUGAAGAGGCAAUCAAAGAGUGACAACCCGCAAGACAAGCUGCCGCUAUUUGAAAAGUACCAGUUCUUGUCGCCUGGUAUUUUCAUGGGUCUCGUGGUUGCCUUCCUGCUACUCUCCAUCCUCUACGUCGGGCUCAACGCCAUCUCUGGCCUUGAGGUCUCAUACAUGUCCUUCAGCAAAGAGAUGGGACCAGCUGCACAGAAGAAGCAGCAGUAGAGAGGCUUCGAGAGAUCAGACCUUGUACGAUCAUAUAUCCUGUGAAUUAUUUGAAAUCAAUCAGCAGAUGGCCAGAGCGGGGGUUUGACUGACACGAGGUCGCUAUCUGUGGAAAAUGAAAUCCAAUCGGACCCGCUGACUUCUGCUCCCUCAGUGUCAAGUCUCUCUCCGCCUCUCGUGACU